AUGGCCGAGGAUAAACAACCACCUGCCGUCGUCGAGGGCGCCACCGGCGGUGACGUCGAGGAAGAGGUCCAGCCCACGGCCAAGUCCGCCGAGGACCGCAAGGCCGCCGCCGCUCUGUCCAGCCUCGACUCCAACCGCGAAGACGAGUCCUCUGCCCAGGUCGACCAGGAUGCCGUCAAGAACGCUUUCCACUCUCUCAGCACUGCUGGUAGCAAGCAGGCCGAGGUGAAGAAGGUCAAGGUUGAUGCGGCCGAUGUCGCCCUUCUCGUCGAGGAGCUCGAGCUCACCAAGGCCAAGGCUACCGAGUUGCUGAAGGCCCACGAUGGUGAUGCCGUCAAGGCCAUCAAUGCCUAUGUUGCUGCCCCUGCGGCUUAA
Neurospora tetraspora is the source of this 375-nucleotide messenger RNA. RefSeq lists its product as uncharacterized. Gene Ontology annotation, biological process: negative regulation of apoptotic process; protein stabilization. Bases 1 to 375 code for a protein of 124 amino acids. The record is from RefSeq and is a predicted model, not a curated record. Lineage: Eukaryota; Fungi; Ascomycota; Sordariomycetes; Sordariales; Sordariaceae. The transcript is spliced from 2 exons.